ACACAGAGCCAGACGUUGAGAAGUUGCUCCAAUCCACUUAUCCUUGAUUUCAACUGGGGCCCUUUGCAGGUUGUCCUCCCAGAAAUGCAUGCCCAGGAUGUCUUCCAACUUUAAUACCUCGAUCACAAACAUGUCCUUGACGAUGGGUUGGAAGACACAUCCAUGUGAUCCUUUAAAUGCUUAUGUUUCGAACAAAUGACCCCCACCCGAGUGCCUCUACACCACUCACUCCUCAUUUCAGAGACUUUCACACACUAACCAAUCAUGAAUCAUCUAUGUAUAUAUAUACAUACACAUAUCAUUCCAUAGCCAAACCAAGUCCUCACGUCCUCUGCUCUCAAAUCCUUUUACUUUCUUUCUCCCUUUUCAUUUGUAAUCUUCGCAAUCUUUCUGGGCAGAUAGCAAUGGCUAUUCGUUUGCCUGGUGUUAUUAAUGCUAAGAACAUUCUCCGCCGAUCAAACUCAUUUGGAAAGAAAGCAGCUUCAUCAUUUAUCCAAGUUCCAAAAGGCCAUCUUGCAGUAUACGUUGGAGACAGCGAAAAGAAGCGAUUCGUAGUUCCAAUAUCACUUCUGAACCACCCUUCAUUUCAAGAAUUGCUAGGCAUGGCUGAGGAAGAAUUUGGAUUCGAUCAUCCAAUGGGUGGCCUCACAAUUCCCUGCAGUGAAGACUUAUUCAUUGAUCUCACUUCUCGCUUACAUCAAUUGUUGUAAUUCAUAAACAAGCAGUGCCAAUUUUGUAAAUUUUAUAUUUGUUUUUAACAGAAAAAGAGAUCCACUAUGAAUUUUACCAAUUGAAUUA
Messenger RNA from Alnus glutinosa, 798 nucleotides. RefSeq lists its product as uncharacterized. Gene Ontology annotation, biological process: response to auxin. NCBI's taxonomy places the organism in Eukaryota, Viridiplantae, Streptophyta, Magnoliopsida, Fagales, Betulaceae. The transcript has a single exon. The record is from RefSeq and is a predicted model, not a curated record. The coding region runs from base 177 to 710 and encodes 177 amino acids.